CUUGGGUACUAUCCAGAUUCACAUCCGUUGUUGCACAAGUUUUGUUAAAUAAAAUAUCAUUUUAUUUUAUUUUAUAAAUUAAAUAAUAAUCAAUGAACAUGUACUUCAAAGUAUUUAUCCUUGUUAUUUUGUGCGCCGGCAUUGGAUUCGCUGAAGAAAAAUUGUACUCCGACAAGUACGAUUACAUUAAUGUCGACGCUAUCUUGAGGAACCCGAGACAACGGAAUGGCUAUUACGAUUGCUUCGCUGAGAUAGGCCCUUGUCAUACUGCCGACGCUAAGUUUUUCCAUGAUCAUUUCCCGGAAGCAAUUGUGACUAACUGCAAAAAAUGUACCAAAAAGCAACUAGAAAAUUUUGAUAAGAUCACAGAUUGGUACACAACACACGAAAUAGAAAAGUACAAUGCCCUCGUUGAAUUAGCGCUCAAAAAAUUCACCAAGAAGGACUAG
This is a messenger RNA of Cotesia congregata, 449 nucleotides long. The record is from the annotation of a GenBank genome assembly. Lineage: Eukaryota; Metazoa; Arthropoda; Insecta; Hymenoptera; Braconidae.